This is a messenger RNA of Parasteatoda tepidariorum (common house spider), 1044 nucleotides long. It is a transcript of the gene Nubpl, whose product is annotated as NUBP iron-sulfur cluster assembly factor, mitochondrial. NCBI's taxonomy places the organism in Eukaryota, Metazoa, Arthropoda, Arachnida, Araneae, Theridiidae. Gene Ontology annotation, cellular component: mitochondrion. Gene Ontology annotation, biological process: mitochondrial respiratory chain complex I assembly; iron-sulfur cluster assembly. Gene Ontology annotation, molecular function: ATP-dependent FeS chaperone activity; ATP binding; 4 iron, 4 sulfur cluster binding. The record is from RefSeq and is a predicted model, not a curated record.
GAAUAUUAUUUAAAUUUAAGCGUUUAAUCAAAAUUGUUUGCAUCCCCUCACCUGUUAUGAAGAACUCAUUACAUUUGCAAUGGUGUUAAGAAUAAAGCUUCCUACUUAUUGUUACAAUGUGCAAUAUUUGGCAUUUUAUUCAACAAAUUCAACACCUCAAGCAAAAGGGGCAUUUAAAAAGUUUCCAGUUGCUGGCGUGAAAGAUAUAAUUACUGUUGCUUCUGGUAAGGGAGGUGUUGGCAAAUCAACAACUGCUGUAAACUUAGCUCUUGCUAUUAGUAUCAAUCAAAAGGACAAACUUGUUGGAUUACUUGAUGCAGAUGUAUAUGGUCCAUCCAUUCCACUUAUGAUGAAUUUAAAUGGACUCCCGGAAUUAACAAAAAAUAACUUGAUGAAGCCUCUAAUAAACUAUGGAAUAAAAUGUAUGAGUAUGGGAUUUUUGGUGGAGGAGAAGUCACCUAUUGUUUGGAGAGGACCUAUGGUCAUGUCAGCAAUUCAGAAACUUUUUCGUCAGGUUUCUUGGGGUCCUCUAGAUUAUUUAAUAGUUGAUAUGCCUCCUGGUACUGGUGACACCCAAAUCUCUAUUGCUCAAACAGUUCCAGUAUCAGGUGCCGUGAUUGUUACAACACCUCAAGAUAUAGCUUUACUGGAUGCUAGAAAGGGUGCUGCCAUGUUUCAGAAAGUGGAUAUUCCUGUUCUUGGAAUUGUUCAAAAUAUGAGUUCUUUCAUUUGCCCAAAGUGUGGCGAAAUAACUCACAUUUUUGGUCAGGAUGGAGCUUCAAAACUAGCUUCUGAACUUGACAUUGAAGUAUUAGCUGAUGUGCCACUUAAUGCUUCGAUCCGCAAAACUAGUGAUAAUGGGCAGCCUAUUGUUGUAUCUGAUCCUGAUAAUAGUGUGGUACAAAUAUACAGAAGCCUUGCUGAAAAAGUGACACAAAAAUUAAAACCUUGGGUUGAUCCAUUUCCUUCUAGAACAUAGCAAAUUUUAAAUUAUUUUUGUAUAUUAGAUUUUAUUAAAUUAAAUUAUUUUAUGGAUCCUCUUAA